This is a messenger RNA of Ochotona curzoniae (black-lipped pika), 2026 nucleotides long. Its product is annotated as zinc finger protein 250-like. NCBI's taxonomy places the organism in Eukaryota, Metazoa, Chordata, Mammalia, Lagomorpha, Ochotonidae. Gene Ontology annotation, molecular function: DNA-binding transcription repressor activity, RNA polymerase II-specific. The record is from RefSeq and is a predicted model, not a curated record. Gene Ontology annotation, biological process: negative regulation of transcription by RNA polymerase II. The transcript has 4 exons. Bases 258 to 1817 code for a protein of 519 amino acids.
UGCCCAUAUGGGAUCCUGGCACAUGCAAGGCCAGGAUUCAGCCACUGAGCCAUCAUGCUGGGCCUGCUCAGACUUCUUGGCACUGCAGCCUGCACCCCCUUGUACUUCAGCCCCUUUCGCUGACCUGCACAGAGGACCAGGAACCCCAUGGACUCCUAGAAAAUUGGGGUCUGUGGUAAGUAACACUGGACCCCUCAUGUGCCCUUCCUCUCUCAAUCCACAGGCUCCUCCAAUUUCAGCCCCCAGAAGACUGAAUCAUGGCAGCCACCCAGCUCCUACCCCCAUCAGGACUUCAGCUCCUGUCCUUGCAGGCCCAGGUGACCUUCGAUGACGUAGCCGUGCUGCUCUCUCAGGAGGAAUGGAACCAGCUGGGCCCAGCGGAGAGAGGCCUCUACCGGAAUGUGAUGAUGGAGACCUACGGGAACGUGGUUUCACUGGGAAUUCCAGGAUCCAAGCCCACUGUGAUCUCCCAGCUGGAACGAGGGGAAGACCCCUGGGUCCUGGAUGGAAAUGAGGCAGAGAAGAGCACACACCCAGGAAGUGACCAUUCAGAAUGUGAGACUAAAGAGGAGAAGCAAAAUACAGAGUUGAAUCUGACUCUGGUGGGAACCAAUCAAGGACCUAAUAAGACAGUCUGCCCAAACUCUGAUGGCCACCGUGAUGGCCAGCUGUCGAAGCAAAGCGAGGCAUUCACUCAGCACCCAGCAGCUCCGAGCGGAGAAAAACCGUACAUAUGCAUCGAGUGUGGGAAGUGCUUCAGCCGGAGCUCCCACCUCCUUCAGCAUCAGCGAAUCCACACUGGUGAGAAACCCUAUGUGUGUGGGGUGUGUGGGAAGGCCUUUAGUCAGAGCUCUGUCCUCAGUAAGCACAGAAGGAUCCACACGGGCGAGAAGCCCUAUGAGUGUAACGAGUGUGGAAAAGCCUUCCGGGUGAGCUCGGAUCUUGCUCAGCAUCACAAGAUACACACGGGGGAGAAGCCUCAUGAAUGCCUCGAGUGUGGGAAGGCCUUCACUCAGCUCUCACAUCUCAUCCAGCACCAGCGGAUCCACACGGGCGAGCGGCCAUAUGUGUGUCCACUGUGUGGGAAGGCCUUCAACCACAGCACCGUGCUGCGCAGCCACCAGCGCGUGCACACCGGAGAGAAGCCCCACAGGUGCAGUGAGUGUGGGAAAACCUUCAGUGUGAAGCGGACCUUGCUGCAGCACCAGAGGACCCACACCGGGGAGAAGCCCUACACGUGCAGCGAGUGUGGCAAGGCCUUCAGUGACCGCUCGGUGCUCAUCCAGCACCACAACGUACACACCGGGGAGAAGCCCUACGAGUGCAGCGAGUGCGGCAAGGCCUUCAGCCACCGCUCCACCUUGAUGAACCAUGAGCGGAUCCACACAGAGGAGAAGCCAUACGCAUGCUACGAGUGUGGGAAGGCCUUUGUGCAGCACUCGCAUCUCAUCCAGCACCAACGGGUGCACACUGGGGAGAAGCCUUACGUGUGUGGGGAGUGUGGCCAUGCCUUCAGCGCACGCCGCUCCCUGGUGCAGCACGAGAGGAUCCACACAGGCGAGAAGCCUUUCCAGUGCACGGAGUGCGGCAAGGCCUUCAGCUUGAAGGCGACUCUGAUUGUGCACCUGAGGACCCACACGGGCGAGAAGCCCUACGAGUGCAACCGCUGCGGCAAGGCCUUCAGCCAGUACUCGGUGCUCAUCCAGCACCAGCGCAUCCACACGGGCGAGAAGCCCUAUGAGUGUGCGGAGUGCGGACGCGCCUUCAACCAGCACGGGCACCUCAUCCAGCACCAGAAGGUCCACAGGAAGCUCUGACCCACAGCAGGCAGCUUUCACCCCAAGCGGUUCGGGGGAUCCCUGUCUAUGGGUGAGCUCCUGAGGGCACACUGGACAUGCUGUCCUCACCCCAACAAUCACAGCUGUGAGGAACUGGUAAAGAUGCCAUAACAGUACGUUUGAAGGGAGUAGGGCACAUGAAGGUGUCAGAAUCACUGUCCCAAUACACAUUCCAAAUAAAGUUUUUU